Papaver somniferum (opium poppy) is the source of this 1591-nucleotide messenger RNA. RefSeq names its product chalcone synthase-like. Bases 180 to 1352 code for a protein of 390 amino acids. Lineage: Eukaryota; Viridiplantae; Streptophyta; Magnoliopsida; Ranunculales; Papaveraceae. The record is from RefSeq and is a predicted model, not a curated record. The transcript is spliced from 2 exons. Gene Ontology annotation, molecular function: acyltransferase activity, transferring groups other than amino-acyl groups. Gene Ontology annotation, biological process: polyketide biosynthetic process.
CAUGUUUAUUAUUUUCAUCAUCACAAAAUUUUCUCAUUCUUACUACUACAUUGCCUUAGAUGGUUAUUUGAUCAUCACAGGCACUUUCGAAUUCAAGUACUAGCCAGUCUUGUUUGUUCGAGAGAAUUCUGCAUUAGAACCACUGGGCAGACCCAAACUUUUCAACAAAUUCUAUCAAAAUGGUAACUGUUGAGGAAAUCCGCAAUGAUCAAAGAGCCGAGGGUCCAGCUAAUGUGUUGGCUAUUGGGACUGCAACUCCAGCCAAUUGUGUCUUACAAGCUGAUUACCCUGACUACUACUUCAAAAUCACUAAGAGCGAACAUAUGACUGAUCUCAAAGAGAAAUUCAAGCGAAUGUGCGAGAAGUCACAGAUUAGAAAACGUUACAUGCAUAUCACUGAAGAAAUUCUGAAUGAAAACCCUAACAUGUGUGAAUACAUGGCUCCAUCGCUUGAUGCACGUCAAGACAUAGUUGUUGUUGAAGUACCAAGACUAGGAAAAGAAGCUGCAUCAAAAGCUAUCAAAGAAUGGGGUCAACCAAAAUCAAAGAUCACUCAUUUAGUCGUUUGCACUACUUCUGGUGUUGACAUGCCUGGUGCUGAUUACCAACUCAGUAAACUACUGGGUCUUCGUCCUUCGGUUAAACGGUUGAUGAUGUACCAACAAGGUUGUUUCGCUGGUGGGACUGUCAUGCGUCUUGCCAAAGACUUGGCUGAGAAUAACGCUGGUGCACGUGUACUUGUUGUGUGUUCAGAAAUCACAGCAGUUACUUUCCGUGGUCCAGCUGAUACUCAUUUAGACUCCCUUGUGGGACAAGCUCUUUUUGGUGAUGGUGCAGGUGCUAUGAUCAUCGGAGCUGACCCUGAUAUUUCAGUGGAACGUCCACUUUUCCAAAUCGUUUCUGCGGCUCAGACUAUUCUCCCCGAUUCACAUGGAGCAAUCGAUGGACAUUUACGUGAAGUUGGUCUGACUUUUCACUUAUUGAAAGAUGUUCCCGGCUUGAUCUCUAAGAACAUCGAGAAGAGCUUGGAUGAAGCUUUCAAACCAAUUGGUAUCACUGAUUGGAAUUCUUUGUUCUGGAUUGCUCACCCUGGUGGUCCAGCAAUUCUUGACCAAGUUGAGGCUAAACUAGGAUUAAAAGAAGAGAAACUCCGAGCGACUCGUCAUGUGUUGAGCGAGUACGGUAACAUGUCAAGCGCGUGUGUCCUUUUCAUUCUUGACGAGAUGAGAAAGAGGUCCAUUGAAGAAGGAAAAUCCACUACCGGAGAUGGACUGGAUUGGGGAGUUCUAUUCGGUUUCGGACCGGGUCUUACGGUUGAAACCGUUGUGCUUCAUAGUAUCCCAACUAUUUAACGUACUAGCUAAUAAUUAUAAUUCGAAAGGUAUCAAAUCGUUCUUCUUUUCAGUGAUGUGAACUGCUUGGAAAAAGGUGGUGUAGUUUGUGAUAUGAGGUAGGUAUUGUAUGGAAUAGGGUUCAUCCAUGUGGUGUGUUCUUGUAAGGUUUUUAUGUACGCAAUUGAUAUUUGUUUACGUGUCUGUGUUUGUGUACGUUCCAAAUAAUAAAUGAUUCUUAAAAAAAAAGUGGAAAUUAA